Messenger RNA from Paramecium tetraurelia, 897 nucleotides. RefSeq lists its product as uncharacterized. The annotation marks the transcript as partial. Gene Ontology annotation, cellular component: mitochondrion; cytoplasm. The record is from RefSeq and is a predicted model, not a curated record. NCBI's taxonomy places the organism in Eukaryota, Ciliophora, Oligohymenophorea, Peniculida, Parameciidae. The transcript is spliced from 2 exons. Gene Ontology annotation, biological process: threonyl-tRNA aminoacylation. Gene Ontology annotation, molecular function: threonine-tRNA ligase activity; ATP binding.
AUGAUCCAACACAGUUACAGAGAUUUACCAGUUAGAUUUGCUGAUUUUGGUGUCUUACACAGAAAUGAAGUACAUGGUGCUUUGAGUGGAUUGACCAGAGUUCGUCGUUUCUAAUAGGAUGAUGCACAUAUCUUCUGUAGAAUGGAUCAAAUCUAAGAAGAAAUCAAGAGUUGUCUUGAUUUCUUAAGUUACAUCUAUUCACUCUUUGGAUUCGAAUUCAAAUUGUAUUUGAGUACUCGUCCUGAAAAAUUCUUGGGAACCAAAGAAGUCUGGGAUAAUGCUGAAUAUCAAUUAGAAUAAGGAUUAAAGAAAUUUGGAAAACCCUUCGAAGUCAAUCCUGGAGAUGGUGCUUUCUAUGGACCAAAAAUUGAUGUCAAAUUAUAUGAUGCCUACAAGAGAGAACACUAAUGUGGUACCAUUCAAUUAGAUUUCAAUUUACCUGAAAGAUUUAAUUUGUAAUACAGAGCCAGCGAAGAUGUUUAAGAAGUCUAAUAGGAUAAGGAAUAACUUCAUAAUGAAUAAGUGUAGGCUGCCUAAGAAAUCAUUGAUGUGACACUGAUAAUACUAUUCCUUCUUAAAAUCCUUAACAAUAACCUGUUGAAGACCCAGUUUAAGAAAAAGCUCCACAAGAAUAGAAUGUUAAGAAAUAAAAGAAAUAAAAAUAAUAAAAAGAACCAUAAUAAUAAUAAUAAGAUUAACACAAAAAAUAAAAAUUGCCUGAAGAUAUUAUUGAAUCUGGUUCAAGUCAAGGAUUAUCACAACAUGAAUUACACAAAGUCUUACACGGUAUAACUUCAUUUAUUAUAUUUUCUAGAAAAGAAAUACGAAUUGGGAUAUCAUCAUUUAAAGGCAGGAUUUGCAAGACCAGUCAUUGUCCAUAGAGCUAUCUUGGGAUCA